AUGGCAACAGCCGCAAUGAAUCCAGAACAAAAGACUGCCCUAGCAGCUGAUGUGGAAGAAGCUCGACAGCAAGCAGAAUCUACUACUACUACUACCAGUCAUUAUGAUCCCCACAUGGUCCGAAAUUCCUUGAUUGCCGGGAGUGUAGCUGGAGUGACAUCGACCUUGGCGUGUCAUCCGUUUGAUGUGAUUCGCACCAAAAUGCAAGCGGCGUCCAUGACGUCUUCCACACCCUCCAAUCCACUUCGCGUCGUAUCGCAAACAUUUCACAAUGGAGGUCUGCGAGCACUGUAUACUGGAUUGGCACUGCCAUUGGCGGCGCAAGCCGUCUACAAGGCUACCAUUUUUACCGUUCAUAAUGUCACGCAAAAGACAUUGACGGAAUGGAAAAGUACCUCCAGCAACACAACAACAAACGAAACAAAAGAUCCACUACGGACACUCCAGGACCAAUUUGUGUGUGGAUUUGUGGCAGGAGGCGUCAAUGCGGCAUUCUUUGUCACACCCGUCGAAUUUGUACGGAAUCAAUUGAUCAAACAACAUUCACUUCAGGUACAACAACAACAACCACAACAACCAUCCCAACAAGCUGCCUUUUCGGGGCCACUAAGUGUCGUGCGACACACGAUACGACAAGCUGGUAUAGGGGGGUUGUGGAAGGGAAUCGGUGUGACCGUCGCGAGAGAUUCCAUUGGCGUUGGAUUCUUUUUUGCCUCCAUGCAAUGGUGUCAGGACUAUUUCAAAACUACUACUACAAAUAAUAAUCAACAACCCCAAAAGCCGUCACUGACUACCACGAUUCUCUCGGGAGCCGUGGCGGGCCUCACCUAUUGGAUUGUGGCAUUGCCACUCGACUCUGUCAAGACGUGGGUACAAUCCGACAUGGCCGAUUCGGCAUUCCAAGCGGUACGAACGUCCCUGGAAACACAGGGACUCCGACAAACACUGGUCAAACUAUUUGCAGGAUUCCAAGUUGCCUAUGCCAGGGGAAUUCCGUCGGCGGCCAUUACCGUCACAACCUACUCGCUUUGUUACCAGGCAGUACGGGAAUCUUAAAAAUACAUGGCAAAUGCCAACUUACUUGGGAUCGACUACCAAUUUUGGUACGAUGUGCUCAUCAACACGUUUGAUGGGUGCGAGAGCGCGAUGUUUUGUACUGGGAAUCCUGCUAACCGCAGUUCCUGACAGAAUAGUUGUCCCAAGUGCCGUGCAAGGCAGUCGGCUGAAUAGACGGGCGGAACGAGCCAGAAUAGCGAUCUCCUCUGUUCCAACCAUCAGAGCAUUGUCGCAGGUUCUGGCGGGUUAAGAGCGUCUUAAAUAGUAAAGGGUCUACAACAGUAGUAAAUCUGGGCAUGCAGGCAUCUACCAAUACAUUCGGUUUUGCUCUAACAUUCUUGGGCUAGCAUGAGCUUGAUUUUCCUCCUCUGGGGUUGCAUGUCGACUCCAAACUUACCAG
Messenger RNA from Seminavis robusta, 1456 nucleotides. The record is from the annotation of a GenBank genome assembly. NCBI's taxonomy places the organism in Eukaryota, Bacillariophyta, Bacillariophyceae, Naviculales, Naviculaceae.